Molecule: messenger RNA, 1101 nt
Organism: Sipha flava (yellow sugarcane aphid)
Lineage: Eukaryota; Metazoa; Arthropoda; Insecta; Hemiptera; Aphididae
Exons: 1
Coding region: 1-1101 (366 amino acids)
Cellular component (GO): nucleus
Molecular function (GO): DNA binding
Source: RefSeq, a predicted model, not a curated record
AUGGUUCGUAAUUUUAAAAAAAAGACUGAAAACGGGGAAACACCUCCCGAUGUAAUGUUAAGGGCUGUAAGAAAUGUCAACAUAAAUAAAGUGUCUAAUCGAAAAACUGCAUUGGAAUUUAAAAUAAACUAUCGCACACUUGCUAGGUACUGUAAAAAAAUACCCGAAAAAGAACAGCUUGAUAAUAAAAUUGUUACUCCUACAAUCAAUGUUGGUUACAUUAAAAAUAGAAUGGUUUUUAAUGAAACAAUAGAGAGUCAACUAGAGUCCUACAUUUUAAGAGCUUCUGAUAUUUAUUUUGGUUUAUCCCCUAAAGAAAUUCGAACUUUAGCUUACCAGUUAGCCAUUGAAAAUUCUUUGAAUAUUCCUCAAUCAUGGACUAAAAAUAAAUUGGCUGGUUCAGAUUGGUUUACAGCAUUUUUAAAACGACAUCCUACGUUGUCUAUUAGAACAUCAGAACCGACAAGUUUAGCUCGAGUUUCUAGCUUUAAUUGUACAAACGUCAAUUCAUUUUUUGACAAUUUGUCUACGGUCAUGUCAAGACACUUUUUCCAAGCUCAUGAAAUAUGGAAUAUGGACGAAACUGGCGUAACAACUGUUCAAUCUCCUAAUAGAGUAGUGGCUCGACGUGGAUACAAACAAGUAGGAAGCAUAGUUUCAGCAGAGCGAGGUACUUUAGUGACUAUGGCAUGUGCAAUUUCAGCUAUCGGUAACAAUAUACCACCAUUUUUUGUUUUCCCUCGUGUCCAUUAUAAAGAUCAUUUUGUAGCAAACGGUCCACCCGGUUCCAAUGGUUCAGCUAAUCCUUUUGGUUGGAUGCAAGAAAAAGACUUUAUAUUGUUUCUUAAACACUUCCAAAACCACGUAAAAAGUACAACCGAACGACCUGUGUUAUUAUUGUUGGACAACCAUGGAUCACAUUUGAGUAUUGAGGGGCUUAACUUUACAAAAAAUAAUGGCAUAAUUAUGCUAUCUUUUCCUCCGCAUUGCUCACAUAAAUUGCAACCUCUCGAUAGAACAGUGUUUGGACCGUUCAAAAAAUAUUUAAAUUCUGCUGGUGAUUCUUGGAUAAUAACCAGGCAAAACAAUGACCAUCUAUGA